Messenger RNA from Xiphias gladius (swordfish), 2144 nucleotides. It is a transcript of the gene prrg1, whose product is annotated as proline rich Gla (G-carboxyglutamic acid) 1. Gene Ontology annotation, molecular function: calcium ion binding. The record is from RefSeq and is a predicted model, not a curated record. Gene Ontology annotation, cellular component: extracellular region. NCBI's taxonomy places the organism in Eukaryota, Metazoa, Chordata, Actinopteri, Istiophoriformes, Xiphiidae. Bases 105 to 737 code for a protein of 210 amino acids. The transcript is spliced from 4 exons.
CGCCUGCGCUGUCCGGUGGAGCAGCAGAGGAGACGGGGGAUCGUUUAUGCGAUUAUUGGGGACAAAAAAAGAUAACCCCCCCCCCAAACAGACUGGCAGGAAUCAUGGGGAGUGUGUUCCUGCCAGCGGACGCAGCCCACUCUGUGCUGCGGCGUCUGCGCAGGGCCAACUUCUUGCUGGAGGAGAUAAAGCAGGGUAACAUCCAGAGGGAAUGCCGCGAGGAGAUCUGCACCUAUGAGGAGGCCCGCGAGGCUUUUGAGAACGACGAGAGGACGAGACUGUUCUGGGAGGAAUAUGUGCGAGAGACCAGUCCAUCUGGAGGGCUGGAGACAGUGGUAGGUGGAGUCCACUCUCUAUACUUGAUAGUGCCAUUGCUGCUGGUUGUGCUCAUCAUCGCCGCCGUAGCCAUCACUGUUUGGCGCUGCCACUCCCGCAAGCGCUCACAGCGCAGCCCCAGCCUGGGACACGCACAUCAUGACCACGUCCUGUCAGUGGUCUCUAUGGACCAUUGGGGGAGGGAUUACCAACACGGUGACCAAUCAGAACUCAGUGUCCACAGCAGCCCAAAUUAUCCAGGCUCAGAGAUCACAUCAGGAAGAGGAAGUGCCGGAGACCCGCCACCAUCUUAUGAGGAGGCUGUGGGUCAUACAGACGUCCAGAUAGAGACGGAGCCACCUCCACAGUACGAGGACAUAGUCAACACCAGCGCUACUAGUGUCAACGGUAAGGGGAAGUAAACCUGUCUUUCACUGCACCCCCAACAAAAGCCCUAACCUACACUAAGACUAUCUUAUCAUCUAGCAGUGCCACUGUUGUGGUAUAACCAGCCUUCCCCAUUCAAGACAAAUAGAAUCACUAAUAAGUGUCUGGUCAGUGGACUAAUGCAAUUUUUACCAGAACCAGCGGUGCUGAAAUUUGCGCUAACCUCUUAACAAUGAGGUAAAGUGAUAGCAGGAAGGUGCAAAUGAUAUUGCAGUACCAAAACCAACCAACACCUCUGCUGAAUUCCCUAAGGUUGCAUCUAUGCUAUCACACUGUAGCAAAUCAUUUAAGUCUGUAGGCAUAACAAAUGUUACAUACAGAAAAAAGGUUAUGGUUGCCAUUAUGAAGGACAAAUAUUGUAAGCGUAUAUAGGGGUUGGACCGAUGCUUUAUUGAAGGUUAGUGUCAAUUUUUUAGACUUAAGUGCUUACCAGAUGUUUUGUACCUAUUUUUAGUAUGUUUAAAUUUGACCUUUUUGUCGUCAAAAAACAAGUAUUUACAGUUUCCACCUACAGUUUUGUAUAUUCUGAAAUUUUUGCUUUGCAAGACCUAGAAACAGCAUUUAGACAACAAAAGAACAAUUUCACUGAAUCCCAGACUAAUUGAAGUUGCAUUAAGCCUUUUUUUUUUUUUUUUUUUACCACCAGGGGGCAAAAAGAAUCUAAAACAUGUUCAGGAUCAAGCUUAUAUUUGUUAUGGGUGACCGGUUACAGUAGAACAAACCAAUGACUUAAUCAUACACGUAAACAAAGCUGCUCAGGUCUUUACACCUGCCCAUUUCUCCCGCAUCCAACACGCUGACAAUGAGAAAAGACUGUCCACUUGCCGUCUAAUAUAUCCCGGACCUUACAAGAUAAGCAAUGUUAUUCGCUUCAUCUUCAUCGGAGCAACACUGUUCACCCCCCAUGUGACUCAUCCGAGUCCAGUAUUUACUUGCUGGGUCUUGUUUGGUUGACUGACCCAUGAAAUAUCUGGGUCCUUUGCUUACUAGAGAAAAUACUAACAUGUCUCCACCAGGCAUUCGUUUACUUCAGCUCCCUGGCGCUUCGUGCCGGGCAGGCAGCGUGCGCCUGGCUUGUCUGAGCUUGCCAACCCGUUAAAUUGCUGUCCACUGUUUCAUAUUGGGGGUUAAAGGGAGCCCCGAGGUCCAACCAAACAGUAACUGUUUAGGCUAAAGAACCAAAACAAUUAGCUGAAACGGUCUAGAGAUGCACUACUAGUGACCUUGCCGCAUUGCCAUGACUCUUUUGGUUAAUUGUUUAAUAGAAAAAUACCAUUUAGAGGCGCUAUUUCUAAGUUUCGCUAUCGCUACACAGCCAACGUUAGUAUCAAAAGCUGUUUACUAACCAGUGUAGAGGAAACGUUGUGCGUUCAGCAUCAAAC